CACUAUGCCCUCUGGAGGGAGGGGAUCCAUCAUCAUGACAUGAGCUCUGGAAACCUGAUGUACUAUAGGGUGGACAGCAAGGUGAUGGGGGUCUUAAACAAUUAUGACCUUUCAUCUUUAACAAGUUCUGCCAACCCAUUGGGUAAUGAGUGGACUGGAAUGAUACUGUUCAUGGCAAUUGACCUCCUCAAGGAAGAUGGCCAGGAUGGCAGAGUGGAGCACCUAUACCACCAUGAUAUG
This is a messenger RNA of Pisolithus orientalis, 240 nucleotides long. RefSeq lists its product as uncharacterized. The transcript has a single exon. The annotation marks the transcript as partial. Lineage: Eukaryota; Fungi; Basidiomycota; Agaricomycetes; Boletales; Pisolithaceae. The record is from RefSeq and is a predicted model, not a curated record.